Molecule: messenger RNA, 430 nt
Organism: Ilex paraguariensis (yerba mate)
Lineage: Eukaryota; Viridiplantae; Streptophyta; Magnoliopsida; Aquifoliales; Aquifoliaceae
Source: the annotation of a GenBank genome assembly
CAAAUUGUUAUCUAUGCCGUAGAGAGAGACAGAGAUGGGGUGGUUCAUAAGAGAGAGAAGAGGAAUAAGCUGGAGAGACCAGACCCUGGCCUCAUUAUCUCCACCUUUCAUCCAACUUCUAUCCUUCUGUGGUUUAGUGUUUCUUCUAUUGUCGUUCUCAAGUUACUGUAACUACAAGGCACAAAUGAAGCGAACCAUGAUUGGUCUCAGGUUAUUUCUCUUCCUGCUGCCCGUAGUGUUGAUUUUAAUCAUGCACAUGGCGAUGGCUAACAGUAACAGGUGGUUUCCGAUUCGAGUCCCGAGACCAGCCUACGAGUGUAUAAGUCGCGAAGGUGGGUCGCCUUGGGGUGUGGCGGCGGUGGUGGUGGUGCUUCUGGUUAUGAUCUAUUUUCAGUCUUCUGUUCAAGCUGGGUGGUUUCGACCUAUUUAG